CUGCCCAGCGCCAUCCAGCUCCGCCAUGUCCCGCCCGCCCUCCGCUCCCCCGUCAGCGCCGGGCACCCCCCGCCCCGCCAACACCACGCCCAUCCACACCAUCGUCCAGAACCUCCCAAACCUCUUCAACAUGUACGAAAAAGGCCAGCUCUCCGAUACCCAGAUCACCCAACUGCGGACCCUGGUCCACACCCAAAUUCGCCAAAUAACAGCCAACUCUAUAAACAGCGGUCGUCCCAAUCCCCUCUACUCUCUCCCCGACGCCAUCAAUCCAUCAAUACCGUACAAGGAUGUACCGGCUCUAGUCAGCAGAGAAGGAUUCGACGCGAUGAUCAAGACAUCGACGAGAGCGUUGAUGGAAGCGAAGAGGGCGAGAGAACAGCAGAAUGCGGCGGCGGCUACUGCUGCUGCCGCUGCUGCUGCUGUAUCUUCCAAUGGAACACCAGGGGCGCCGGCAGCAGUACCAGCGGCUCCUAUAUCAAGACCGGGAACUCCAGGGCCGGCAGCGACGAGUGCGCCAGUCAGGCCGGUGGGGCAGCCGACACCAACCGGCCCAUCAGCCACUUCCACACCAGCUCCCACACCACCGAGACCGAGACCAAUGCCCUCUGGGCUUUUUACCCAUGCCGAGCUUACACAGCUGGCACGAUUACCUGCCGAUGUGCGGAAUGCCUGGCUAGCCAAAGAACCCACUCGACAAAGUCAAUUCCAAGCGUCUUUAAACUACUGGCGUGCUCAGCCAAAGAGCAACUUUAAUCCUGCCAACCGUGCCACCCCACAGCAAAACCCUACCAACUCCAACACUGGUCGUCCUCCCCAGAACGCGUCUGCGACCACUCCCAAUGCGUCUGCCACCACCUCCUUCACCGGUGCCCUCCCCGACGCACGCGGUUUUGCCCUUCGCCCUCCGCCAGGACAGCUGAGUGGCCCCGGAGGGAUGAACCGCCCCCAACAGCAGCUCCCGCCGCCAGAGCCCGAACAUGUGCGAAGAUUGAGGCAGAUCCACGCUAUGCUGGCACAGAUCGCGCCGGGACUAUCAGUGGAGGCUGGGUAUGAAAAGGUGGUCGAGGAUAUCAUUGAAAGAAUGAUGAAGGAGGGGUUGGAGGGCGCGGCGAGGUUGGCCAAGCACCGGAAUUCCGACAAGGUGGAACUGAGAGAUAUGGCGCGGUAUAUAGGUGAGUGUUUGGGGAGUUGUGGCGAGUUGUGCUGACUAGGUACAAGAUCACGCGUGGGAGAUGACUAUCCCGGGAUUCGACGCUGCACCAGCACACCCUGUCCAUGUUGCACCAGAUAAGGAAAAGAAAAGGGGCAAGGCGGUGGCGCCCAAGGCGUCGAAAUUGGGAGGUGGCAGGAAGGAAGAGGAAUAGAGACAACGUAGUACUCCAUACGAUCGUGUAUCAUUAUUAUUACCAGGGUUUCAUGUAUGACCAUUAACGACG
Cryptococcus amylolentus CBS 6039 is the source of this 1439-nucleotide messenger RNA. RefSeq lists its product as hypothetical. The transcript has 3 exons. The record is from RefSeq and is a predicted model, not a curated record. Gene Ontology annotation, molecular function: DNA binding; protein heterodimerization activity; TBP-class protein binding. Lineage: Eukaryota; Fungi; Basidiomycota; Tremellomycetes; Tremellales; Cryptococcaceae. Gene Ontology annotation, biological process: RNA polymerase II preinitiation complex assembly; DNA-templated transcription initiation. The coding region runs from base 26 to 1210 and encodes 394 amino acids. Gene Ontology annotation, cellular component: transcription factor TFIID complex; SLIK (SAGA-like) complex; SAGA complex.